Molecule: messenger RNA, 2762 nt
Organism: Dacryopinax primogenitus
Lineage: Eukaryota; Fungi; Basidiomycota; Dacrymycetes; Dacrymycetales; Dacrymycetaceae
Product: EXS-domain-containing protein
Exons: 8
Coding region: 102-2762 (886 amino acids)
Biological process (GO): phosphate ion transport; cellular response to phosphate starvation
Cellular component (GO): plasma membrane; cytoplasm; Golgi apparatus
Molecular function (GO): inositol hexakisphosphate binding
Source: RefSeq, a predicted model, not a curated record
CUGGAGCUGCGAACGGGGCUGAACCCAGUGCGGUUAGGAGGAUUCCGGGCCGCUAUGCGGGGUUGGAGACGCCUGGAGGUCUCUCUGCUCCGGAAUCAGGCAUGUCCCCCGCUUCGACCGCCAGCCGGGGUUCCCCUGUCCUGGCAAACAAGGCUCUGCCCUCGGAGAGUGCCUCCCCCUCCUCGAUCCCUGGACCCAGGCAUGCAAGCUCAGGCACAGAAGGGACUCUGCGCGACAUAGGCGAGUUUGGUGGUGCUCAUCCCAGAGACCACUGGCCAGGCCUGUCGGUUGACAAGGUCGGAGCUCGGAAAGGGACAUCGCAUUGUCUGUGGAACGAGAACGAGGAAAGUGGGGGGGAGGUGGGUAGGUUUAGGAUUGGCGUGGGAGAGGUGUGGGAGGGGGAUACGACGGAUGAGAGUACGGAUAGGGACAAGGACAAGGGAACGGAGCGAGCGAGAGGGAAGGGGGUUACGGUUGGGACCCUACCCGGGACACCUAGAGCAGGACUUGGAACAAGAACAGGAUCAGAGAGGAAUGGGCCUCUAAUUGGAGGUGGGCUGCUACCUUCGAACAAGUCUGGAAGGAGUAUCUUUCGCCCUUCAGGAGGGAGUAGCAUUAGGAAGGGCAAAGCAGGCAAAAACGGAAAAAUCCCGCUCCAACCGCGUACCCUGUCGGACCUUCUCACCCAACUCACCCCUUCCGAGCGUAGCUUCUUUACCAAACUCGAUGCGGAGCUCGAUAAGGUCGAGUCUUUCUAUGAAGCUAGGGCGAAAGAGGCGCGGGAUAAGGCUGCGGUGUUGCUUAACCAGGUGGACGAGCUGAAAGAGCACAGAGAGGCGUAUUACACCGCUUACCCGAGAACAACCGACCGCUGGCCCAACAUCCUCACCACAACACUUUCGCGACACGUCCUGUCCCCGCCCUCCAACCUCCCGCAUCUCGGCAUACGCAGGUUCUUCCACCCGGAUGGGGAUCAGCUGUCGGUCGAUGUGGACACGCGUGAGGAGAGGGAAGGGGAGGAGUUGGACCCGCAUGGAUACUUGCCGGCGAAGAAGAAAAUCAAGAUUGCAUUGCAAGAGUAUUAUAGGGGGUUGGAGCUUUUGGAGAAUUACCGGAUCCUCAACCUCACCGGAUUUCGCAAAGCUCUCAAGAAGUUCGAGAAGACAACAGGAAUCCUCUUCGCUCAAGAACUCUACAUGUCCGAGCGCGUGGACCCCCUCCCUCUCUGUCGCGCCGAGCCUCUGCACACCCUUCGCGUACAGAUGGAGAUUGUCUAUGCGGAUAGGUUUGCCAAGGGUGAUAGGAAGCGGGCGAGAGACAGACUCAGACAGGAGGUGAUACCCAAGACACACCAUUUCAGCACGUUCCGGGCAGGCGUAUAUGUUGGCUUGGCCAUCCCUGCUAUCGUUCUGGGAAUCGUAAGAUCAUUCGAUCCCUACGUGCGGAACGCCGUCCCCGAAUGGGCUUCCCUGCUCAACAUCUACGGUGUUCUCUUCAUCCUCCCCAUAUUCACCUUCCUCAUAGGGCUAAACAUGUGCGCCUGGACCCGGGCCCGAAUCAACUGGGUGUUCAUCUUCGACCUGGACGUCCGAUCAGUGCUAGAUUACCGGGAGUUCUUCGAGCUCCCUGCAUUCCUAUUCAUGACCCUCUCAUACUGCUGCUUCUUCUCCUUCUACCUGGUCGACAACCCCCGUGUCGACCCCCAUACUUGGCCACUGGCAUGGGUCGUCCUCUCCAUCCUGGUCCUUAUCAACCCCCUCCCAAUCUGGCGACGUCGUUCUCGCUACUGGUUCCUAUACAUGAUCGCCCGACUCCUGGUCUCGGGCACAACGCGUGUCGAGUUCGCAGAUUUCUGGCUCGGGGACCAACUCUGCACGCUCGCUUACACACUCGGCAACCUUUACGUCUUCGGCUGCGCGUAUAACAAUAAUUGGAACAGCGUAAGCGCGCUCUGCGGGACGGCUAACACUUGGAUUGCUGCGUUCCUGAGCGCGCUGCCAUAUGGAUUGCGGUUCUCGCAGUGUGUGAGGCGUUGGGCGGAUUCGGGACUCAAGAUUCAUUUGGUCAACGCUGGAAAGUACCUCUCGAUGAUUGUAGUGUACAUUGUUUAUUAUCACUGGCGCCAUCUGGGUCAGUUCGUUCUUCGCCCCUCUACCCCAUACCUGACUUCCCUUCAAGGAUCUGGACGUGAUACUUCCUUCGUCGUCUACGUUCUCUUCGCUACGCUCGGAUCGAUUUACACAUGUGCAUGGGACCUGUUGAUGGACUGGUCCUUUAUGAGACCUAAGGCGCCGUGGCCAUUCCUGCGGGACGAUCUGAUUUACGGCAAAGAGGCUGUCCCACUAUACUACUUUGCGAUCGUCAGCAAUAUCAUCCUUCGUCUGGAUUGGGUGUUCUACAUCCCCACCGGAGGACUUUCGCUCACUGUGCGAGCUUGGUUAUUUGCGUGCCUUGAAGCGCUUCGACGGUUCCAAUGGAAUUUCUACCGGGUGGAGAACGAGCAUAUCGGUAAUGCGGAUCGAUACCGUGUGACGAAGGAAAUCCCAUUGCCCUAUUCUGUACGCCCUGGCGACGACGCAGAUGACGCGGAUGACUCGGACGACGAGAGGCCGAGCAGCAUCAGGACAGUGUUGGGUGGAAGAGGCGGCAGGAGCCCUAGAGAAGACAUGGCGAGGAGUUCGAGCUAUCGGGGAAGAAACGGGUUAGAAGAGGGUAUAAGGGAACGCGCCGAGGCAAACAGGGUUGUUGAGCAGGAAUUAUAA